AUGGGAUCUCCUAGAAAACUACGAUCUUCAUCCGAAAACAAAACUGCAAAGCUUCCUGAUCGGAAUUUGUUCAAUUUCAACAACAUCAACCCCUACAUCUAUUUGGAUAAGCCAAUUGCAAUUCGUAAUGAUGAAGGUGAAGAACGGUGUCUUCCAAAGUAUCAUUACUACUCCGAUGAAUCUGUUACACCACCCUUCCCAUUGUCCUCCUCCGUCUCUUUGACACUGGAUUCUAAGCCAUCUCAUUCAUCUUCGUUGCUGACAGUACAAGAAAAACGCACUUCACGACUAACACCACGUCGAGCAGCUGCCAAAAACUUGAUUGCUGAUCCACUUCCGGAUUCUCUAUACACCAUUUUUCAUCGUAAAAUGCGGAGGGAUGAGAAACAAAUGCUCAAUGAUGAACUUUUACGUACACUUUCUGAGCUCGACACUUUGCAACAUUACAAGCAAUUGCUAGACCAGUACGAUUGGAUCCGACACCUACCACAAAUAACGUACAUAGAUAACCCAAAGGAUUUGCAAGAUAUGGAAUGGAAAAAACAGUUGACUUUGGCGGAGAUUGAUAGAUUGAUUCUGCGACAAGUUGAAUGGAGGAAGAAAAGAGACGAGUUUGUAAUAGAAGUAAAAAAUUAUCAUGCCGAAAACAAAACAGUUCCGACUGAAAAGGAGAUUGAGGACGAGUAUGAAUUGUCAAUUAUAAAUACAGAAAGAUAUAUGAACCAACAGCAGAAGUUGAAACGCAUAGACUUGCAAAAUAUAGCGAGUACUAAAGAUGCAAAAACAAAUAAUGAACUUGAAAUGAAACCUGAAUCAAAGCCUGAAACAAAACCUGAAUCAAAAAGAAUUAAAAUUCUGGGUGGACAUACAGCUGAAACAAUUAUCAAAGCUAAACCUAAACCUAAAUCAACAAAAAUUGACAGAGUUGCCGCAAAGAUUAAAGACGAUAAACAAGCAAGAGAUGUACACAACAAAAAAGGACCAGAACCUCGCAAGAGAACUUAUAGUCGUGCGCAAAAACUACAAUUGGAAGAUGUCGACCCUUCAUUGGAAAUCAACUUGUGCAUAAACACUAGCGAGUCAGACGAUUAUUAUUUCGGCGUUGAUUUCCAAAAUAUUCCGGCACCAAUAAACGGCUUUCAAUUGCCGCGAGGCUUACGCAAAUUUGGCCAGAUCACCGAGUCACAGCCCAAAAUUGAUAAUGAAAACUAA
Lodderomyces elongisporus is the source of this 1212-nucleotide messenger RNA. RefSeq lists its product as uncharacterized. The transcript has a single exon. The record is from RefSeq and is a predicted model, not a curated record. Bases 1 to 1212 code for a protein of 403 amino acids. Gene Ontology annotation, cellular component: SAS acetyltransferase complex. Gene Ontology annotation, molecular function: histone acetyltransferase activity. Lineage: Eukaryota; Fungi; Ascomycota; Pichiomycetes; Serinales; Debaryomycetaceae.